Molecule: messenger RNA, 4646 nt
Organism: Pleuronectes platessa (European plaice)
Lineage: Eukaryota; Metazoa; Chordata; Actinopteri; Pleuronectiformes; Pleuronectidae
Gene: ecm2
Product: extracellular matrix protein 2, female organ and adipocyte specific
Exons: 12
Coding region: 458-2803 (781 amino acids)
Biological process (GO): extracellular matrix organization; positive regulation of cell-substrate adhesion
Cellular component (GO): extracellular matrix
Molecular function (GO): protein binding; heparin binding; collagen V binding
Source: RefSeq, a predicted model, not a curated record
UCUCCGCUCUGCGACAUGUGGGUAUUUCACUUCUGCUCGUUUGGCUUUUCAGUCUUUCUUGGUUUAUCCUGCAGCUUGUUGGCCGUGUCCUCCCUCCAACAGGAAGACAGAUGUCUGACCUGUCUCUCUCUCUCUCUCCCUUUCUGUCUGUCUGUAACUCUCUCUCUCUCUCCCUCUUUCACUUGGUCUCAGCUGCAGUACAAAUCCUGGCUUCCCUUCACAGCUCUGUUAGCCUGCUACGCUCUACACAACUGUUCCAUGCUCUGAGACACGCCGAGGCUCACACACACACACACACACACACACACACACACACUUACUGUAUCAUCUCACAGAGACACAAACGCACACACACACACACACACACAUCUCCUGGAGCUCCUGCAGAACCAGAAGAAGAGAAAAGAGGCUGGAAGAAUUUGGCCUAAAGUCCUGCAGCCGCCUUCAAACUGCUGGGAUGAGGUGGUGGCUGGCGGUGGCCAGUUUGUGGCUAGUGGUGGCCCUGACCAUCCCUGACACCCAGGCCAGGAACCUUCGCAAGGAUGGUGAGAUCCGCCAUGGGAAGAGGAAGAGGAGUGGACAGGGUCACGGGGAGGCCAGAGCAGGAAGCUCCAGACCUGUGAAGAUCAGACUGGUCCCUGGUCCCACUGUCCCAGUAGAACCAGGAACGAACCAAGGACACACUCUGUUCCUACAGCCCUACAGGAACAUCCAGGAACAGCACUCCAGCUACAACGUUAUCCCAGGUAAGCAGGGCCAGUGUGUGUACCAGGGUCUGACCAUGUUCGACCAGGCCGUCUGGUCCCCGAAGCCAUGUGUGACGUGUCUGUGCACCGGAGGGCGGGUGGUCUGUGACGAGAUCACCUGUCCCACAAUGCACUGCCACUUCCCCUUCACCCCCGCUGGGGAGUGCUGCCCCGUCUGCAUGGAGCCAGACCCUGACCUCAGCCUUGACCUUUCUGGUGACUCCCCAGUUCCCAGUGACCCCAGCCAGCCAGUGACCCCGCUGACUCAGGAGGAGAUCAGGCGAAUUAUCUGGCGAGAGGAAGAGGAGCAUCGCGAGGAGGAGGAGCGCCUGAGGAAGAAGGACGAGGCGAGGAAGAAGAGGAGGAAGGAGAGGAAGGAGCAGGAAGAGAAACAGAGAAAGAUAGUGGAGGAGAGGAGGAGGAAGGAGCAGGAGGCCCUGAGAUUGCAGGUGGAAAAGGAGGAAGCGGAGUGGAGGAGGCAGAUAGAGGAAAUGAAGAGGCAGGAGGAUGAGCUGAGAAGACUGGAGGAGGAAGACAGGAAGCAGAAGGAAGCAGCAGAGAGAGAAGCAAGGGAGAAAGAAAGAAAGCUAGAGGAAAAGAGGAGGAGGCAGGAGGAGAUCCUGAGGGAGGAACUUCUGGCUCUGGCCGAGGAGGAGGAAGAGGAGCACCAGGAGGAGGUGUGGCUGAGAGGAGACGUCUUUCAGAUGCUCCCAAAAGAACCAGAGGAACCAGAAGAACCAGAUCUCAUCCCUGCUCCAAUCCCAAGACCCCCUGCUGCGACGGAGGAAGAGCUAUAUGAGGUGGAGGCAGUGGAGGAGGAGAGGGAGGAGGAAUGGGAGGAGAGGGAGGUGGAGGUGGGACCGAACAGAGGAGGCCUCCCUCCAGGCUGUGACAUUUCUGAUGUCACUGUGACAUGUGAGAACGCCAAACUCAUCCACUUCCCUCCUCUGUCCAUACCUGAGCUCAAGUCUCUGAGUCUGGAAGGAAACAACAUCAGCAGCAUCCCAGCAGGAGCCUUCAAUGGCAUCCCCAACCUGGAGUGGAUCAACCUGAAGAAAAACAAACUCACCUCGGCCGGCAUUGACGCCAGAGCCUUCAAAGGCCUGAAGAUGCUGAGUCGUCUCUACCUGGACGGGAACCUGCUGGAAGCCGUGCCCUCUGCCCUCCCCCCCUCCCUGCAGGAGCUGAAGAUCAGCGAGAACAAACUGAGGAGGAUCGAUGAGAACAGCUUCCGAGAUAUGAGCAACCUGGUGAUUCUGGAGCUGGAAGGAAAUCUGUUGAGUGAGGGGAAUGUGGAUCCUCUGGGCUUCACUCCCCUAAUCCAGCUCUCCUACCUCAGACUGGGAAGAAACCACUUCCGCACCAUACCACAGGGGCUUCCUCCUUCACUGCUGGAGCUGUACCUGGAGAACAACCUGAUUGAGGAAAUCUCGGAGACAGUUUUUAAUCAGACCAGAAAUCUGAACGUGGUUUCUCUGAGACACAACAGGCUGGAUGAGACCAGAAUCGCCCCGAUGGCUUGGAUCAACCACAGGAAUAUUGAGUCCAUCGACCUUUCAAAUAACCAGCUCUACCUGGUUCCGUCCUACCUGCCCAGAUCGCUGGUCCAUCUCGUGCUGGUGGGAAACAACAUCGAGAGGAUACCUGGCUACGUCUUCGCCCACAUGGACCCCGGGUUAGAGUAUCUCUACCUCUCCUACAACAAACUGGACGGGGAAGGGAUCGAACCCGAGUCCUUCUUCGGCUCAUACCACUCCAUGGUGGAGCUGUGUCUGGAUCACAACCAGCUCCUGGCUGUGCCAUCCGGCAUCAACGAGAUGACCAACGUGCACUUCAUCAGACUCAACAACAACAGGAUCAGGAGCAUCCGCGACGAAAGCAUCUGUGACCCGAACCACAGCGGAGACUCCACUCUGGUGGCGCUGAGGCUGGAGAACAACUACAUCGACCCCCAGAAGGUCUCACCGUCGGCCUUCUCCUGCGUCCGGGCCUCCUCCAGCGUGGUCUUAAAACCUCAGCAGGCUGAGCGCCGGAGUCCACACAAACCCAAACACUAAAAGACGUUUGUUUAUAAACCCUGAAAACACAGGAAUGAAUAUAUGGGAUUGUAAUGUGCCACAAAGGACGUAGAAAGUCAAGAUUAAUGUCCUUCAUUAGCUUCCACUGCUGCUGCAUGUUACUCAAAUAACAUUUCAAAAAUAAUAAGAAAGCUACCCUCAGAAAGCCUCUCACAUUAAAGUGUGAUGUACAGACUGAACAUGGAAAUUUUGACACGUCUCAAAACAGUCACGGCUGAUAUAAUUUGGCUUGUCUCUAUCGUCCUGUCCUUCUCUUGGAUGAAAUCCUUACAAGCUGCAUAAAAGUACGAUUUCCUCCUCGUCUGGCUCUCACACGUUUUUUUUAAAGUCUGGUAAGUUGUCACCUGAAUCCACUCAAAUGAAGGAAGGUGACAGAACAUGGUCAGACUUUAAACACAUCUGUCUUCUUACGGGAAAUGUGAAACUCUCUCAAAUGGAAAGAAUCCCUGCAGCCAUACACAGUAAAAAAGGAAAAUGCUCAUAAAGAAAUGGAAAGAAUUCUAUGAAGUGAUACCACAACCCCAACACAUCAUUUUUUAACAACCUCAGCACCUUCAUGUUCGUGAGCAGUAAAGCUGCAUGUGUGCCUCAUCCUUCAGGCUCAGUGUUCACGAUCCAGAGGAGGUUCAAGUGAGCUGCUGGAGAGAUGAUCUGACGGAGGUAGACACGGGAGGGGCAGUGACACAUCUGCUUAUAGACCUGAUGCAGAAUUUAUUGGGAGUCUUUCCAUAUGUCGUAGGUUUUGAGUCAUAGUUUAGCUUCAGAUUUUCACAUGUGGACGGCACGCUACAAUUCUGAUUGCAUACAUUGUCUGUAUUUUGGCCAUUUUGUGCUUUAACUAUAUUCCCAGUUAUAGCUGUUUCACUUCAGUCUGUUAUUCAGAGGGACGGUGGGUAAAUUGGAGAAACAUCUACCUGUCCUCUAUUUCCCCUUGUCUCUGGACUGAAGGACACUUUUCUGUAGGGUUGAGUAUUCUUUGAGUUUUUUUCUAAUUUAAAUAAGGGCUAAACUCUUCAUAAUUUGAAACAUUUACAUUACUCUACACUGCAUAAUCACAUAAUAAAUAAAGCCUAAUCCAACUACACUAAUUCAACACUAAGUAACAGUUUCAGGACACAAUACAACUCAAGUGGCUCAGCUCCAGACUGUCUUCCUGCCACCAGGACCUCCCUUUACACAGAAUUGUUCUCCAACGUUUGCUGCACGUCCUGGUGUUGUAAUCCUUUUUACGUGGUUUCAUUUAAUGCUGAAUGUUGUGAUGAGCUGAGCGUGUGCUGUGGAGCUUUGUGUGGACGUUGUGGUCGGAAGAGACAAUCAAUCAAACGCCUUGGACCUUCAGUUGUCUGUAAGAACUCCAUAAGAGCUGAGCUGUGGGGGAACCGCUGGUUCCAGAGGUCUUUACCUCACUGUAAAAUUUCCACUUCAGGGUUUUUUUCUUUUCCAGAGUUCCUCAGCACAGACAACACAAGAAUCUCCUGGGUGGUGGAACCAUACUUCAGCUCUUUAGCUCUAAGUUCAUCCUUCAACUAUGAACCUGUGUCACCGAGCUGCAGUGUAGUGAUAAGCAAACAGGAGCUUUGACAGUGGAUAACAGAAGGGAUCUGAACUUAUGAUGAGUAAAUAAUUUGUGUGUGUGCAGGGGAGAUGUGGAUUAAAUGCUCUUACUGUUAUAACUUUGCUUUACAUUAAGACAUUUUGUGUUAUUACAAAUAGCAGGACUGUUUGAAUGAUAAGCCCUUCACCUUGCUCUUGGUCAACUUGUCUAAGUUACAUAACAGUUUGUACAAUGUUAUAAUGUACAAUAAACAUCACUUUGUUCCCA